AACGAUUUGAUCUGUGAUUGUUUUUCUCUCAAUCAACUUCAAAAUUUGUUGAUUCACCAUUUUUUUCCACAGAACCAAUCCUUCUACAAUGCCUGUAUUCCUCUCUUCUCGUUUUCUCUUCUUCUGCAUCAUCGUCCCCUUACUCAUCUCUAUCACUCUCUACCAACUCGACACGUUUGACCCAGCUCAUCAUCCCGCUGACUCACUCAUCUCCUCUACUGCUUCAAUCCCGCCUCUAAUAAACGAAAGAUUUCUCACCGGAGCUGAGUUUAUCGGAGUCGGUCUUCUCAAUAGCCCCGAAGACAUCGCCUACCAUGAAGACUCUGGUUUCAUCUACACUGGUUGCGUUGAUGGAUGGGUCAAACGAGUCAAGGUCGCCGAGUCGGUUAAUGACUCACUCGUUGAAGAUUUGGUCAACACCGGUGGUAGACCGCUCGGAAUCGCUUUCGGAAUCCACGGCGAAGUCAUCGUCGCUGACGCUUACAAGGGACUGUUGAAUAUAAGCGGUGACGGGAAGAAGACGGAAUUGUUAACGGAAGAAGCGGACGGCGUUAGAUUUAAGCUACCGGAUGCAGUUACUGUUGCAGAUAACGGCGUUUUGUAUUUCACUGAUGGUUCUUAUAAGUACAAUCUCCAUCAGUUUAGUUUUGAUAUCUUGGAAGGCAAACCACACGGUCGUCUCAUGAGCUUUGAUCCCACCACAAAAGUGACACGUGUACUUCUCAGAGAUCUCUACUUUGCUAAUGGUGUCUCUCUGUCUCCUGAUCAAACCCAUCUCGUCUUCUGCGAAACCCCCAUAAGAAGAUGUAGUAAGUAUUACAUCAAUGGAGGGCGCGUGGAGUUAUUUAUUCAAGGCUUACCAGGCUAUCCAGAUAACAUCCGGUAUGAUGGAGAUGGACAUUACUGGAUUGCAAUGCCUUCGGGAGUAACAACGUUGUGGAAGCUUUCAAUGAAAUACCCAUUCUUGAGGAAAAUCACAGCUAUGGCGGCUAAGUACGGCUAUGAACCUAUGUUUAUGGAGAAUGCAGGAGUUUUGCAGGUGGAUUUGGAUGGGAACCCCAUCGCAUACUACCAUGAUCAGGCGCUCUCUCACAUAACCACCGGUGUCAAGAUUGGGAACUAUCUCUAUUGUGGAAGUCUCUGGCAUUCACACAUUCUCCGACUUGAUCUCCUAAAAUACCCUGCACAAAACAAGAAGCUUUGAAACUUCAUGUUUAUAAAAAAAAAAGACUUUUACAUUUUAGGAGUAUUCACUGUCACAAAAUGUAAACUCAUUGUCCUGAGAAUGAAUCAUGAUGUUUCUCUAUCUCUAAGGAUAUUAGUAACCUG
Molecule: messenger RNA, 1329 nt
Organism: Arabidopsis thaliana (thale cress)
Lineage: Eukaryota; Viridiplantae; Streptophyta; Magnoliopsida; Brassicales; Brassicaceae
Product: Calcium-dependent phosphotriesterase superfamily protein
Exons: 4
Coding region: 89-1204 (371 amino acids)
Biological process (GO): response to jasmonic acid
Cellular component (GO): vacuole
Source: RefSeq, marked reviewed